ACUAUAUUUGUUGUAAUUUAGUCAAUGCUUUAAAAAACUGUUUACAAAUCAAAAAAUAAUACAUUAAACGUAAAAUAUAUCAGCUUACAAGCAAGAAAGUUCUGGAAAUUUUUCCGUCGGUCGCCAUGUUGUUUUUUAUUUUGGCGGCAAUCGGAGUUGUGUGGACGAUUUAUUUUAUCAUCGAAGCUUCGUGGAGUUCAAUUGAAUUGUUAAUAUCGUAUCUCAAGCCGUUUUUCUUACCUUUCGAAGAACAAUCUUUGACAAAAAGAUUUGGAUCUUGGGCUGCGGUGACGGGCAGUACGGAUGGCGUGGGAAGGGAGUACGCGCGGGAGCUGGCGCGUCGCGGACUCAACAUCGUCCUCAUCAGCCGUAACCUUGACAAGCUGAGGAAUGUCGCAGCAGAGAUCGAGAAGGAGUCCAGUGUAAAAACUAAGAUCAUUGUGGCCGACUUCAGUAAAGGCGCAGAAGUGUACCGUCACAUCGAAGACGAGCUCAAGGAUAUACCGUUAGGAAUAUUGGUGAACAACGUGGGCAUCCAGUAUGAUUAUCCGGCGCGGUUAUGCGAGUUGCCGGCUAGCAAGGCGUGGGAGUUAAUCAAUGUGAACGUGGGAGCGGUGACUCUGCUGUCGCGGCUGGUGCUGGCCGGCAUGGCGGCGCGCGGCCGGGGCGCGCUCGUCAACGUCUGCUCCGGUGCUGAGUUGCAACCGCUGCCCCUCAUGGCUGUAUACGCUGCUACCAAGGUGUACGUGCGCAGCCUGACGCUGGCCAUCCGCGAGGAGUACGCGGCGCACGGCAUCCACGUGCAGCACGUGUCGCCGCUGUUCAUCGCCACGAAGAUGAACGCGUUCUCCCCGCGGCUGGAGCGCGGCGGGCUGCUGGUGCCGGACGCGCGCACGUACGCGCGCCACGCGGUGGCCACGCUGGGCCGCGUGCACGACACCACCGGCUACUGGCUGCACGGCCUACAGUAUUUCUUCAUCAAAGUGGCUCCGGAAUGGCUGAGGAUUAAAAUCGGUAUUUACAUGAAUGAAGACUUCAGGAAAGAACAUUUCGAGAGCGUCAGGUUGAAGACGCAUUGAGUGCUAAACUCACUAUACUGUGUUAUCGAUAUGCAUUUCACAUUAAGAGCAUGCAACUUUGACUAAAAUAUUCCACAACUGUUUACUCUCGAUUUGAUUCGUUUAUAUGAUGUACAUACUGGAUUUUUAGUUGUGAAACUAAACAGUUGAAUAGCUGCGACAACAGUUGUGCGAUAGUUUAGUCGAAGGCUCUAAAAUUUACUCAUCUAACGGUGUUUUCAUUGUAAUACUUAUAUGACAAUGUUGCCAUCUUAUUCUGUGUAUCAAAAUAGAAAUAACAGUUAAAAUUAUGAGUUACGAGAAUUAAAAUGCAUUAUAAGUUUGUUUCCAUUUGUUGUUUAUAAUUUUUUUUUGUAUAUAAUUAUGUUAAAUUGUGUUGAUUUGUGAAAUCUUUUAUGACUGUUUUGAAUUGUUUAUUUUAAAUUUCUGAAUUUAUUUUGUAAAUAGAUUCUUGUUUAACGGAGUUAAUUCUUAGCUCCCACUUUCCAUUCCUUCGUUUAUUUUAGUGUAUUGUAUAUUUACGUUUUAAUA
Messenger RNA from Papilio polytes (common Mormon), 1610 nucleotides. Its product is annotated as inactive hydroxysteroid dehydrogenase-like protein 1. Gene Ontology annotation, cellular component: endoplasmic reticulum. The transcript is spliced from 6 exons. The record is from RefSeq and is a predicted model, not a curated record. Lineage: Eukaryota; Metazoa; Arthropoda; Insecta; Lepidoptera; Papilionidae. Bases 126 to 1079 code for a protein of 317 amino acids. Gene Ontology annotation, molecular function: oxidoreductase activity.